Molecule: messenger RNA, 2628 nt
Organism: Symbiodinium sp. CCMP2592
Lineage: Eukaryota; Dinophyceae; Suessiales; Symbiodiniaceae
Source: the annotation of a GenBank genome assembly
AUGCAGAUAGCAAAGCAGGCGGUCGAGCGCUUCAAAAAUGAAGGAGACAGCAGGAAUGAGGCCUUGGCGCUGCAGACAGUUGCCAAAACCCACAUUGCCAACCAGGAGUUUCUCAGGGCAGCGCGCAUCUCCAAGGAUGCCCAAAGAAUCUUGGGUCAACUUGGGGACACGGACGGCGAGAUGGAGAUGCUCGAGACCGCCGUGGAAGCGCACUUGGCACGUCCAGAAGCCGAGAGCAAGGAGGAUGCCUUGCAGGUGACUGUAGAAGCUCUAUCUGAGUUUCGUCGUCGCGACAACUUACGAGGCCAAGCUCUCACAUUGGGCUUGCUCGCCCGCGUGUAUCUACAAAUCCCAGACCCAGAAGCUGCAGUUCAUGCUGUCAGGGAUGCUGUUGCCUUGUUCAGAGAGCUCGGCGACCGAAAGUCGGAGAUGCUUCUGAUCCGAUCCAUCAUCAACGAAGAUUUGGUGCCCGAGUCCAUUGAAAGUGCAGACGCUUCCCUGCGGGCAGUGAAGGCCGCAUUGGCAGUCUGUCACCAGGCCGAUGACAAGCGGGGCCAAGCAGUGAUGCUCAAGAUUACCUUCAGGAUCCUCCUUGCCAGAGAGCGGCCCGAGCGUGCUCUUCAGGCAGCCGAGGAGGCGAUGAAGAUGUAUCGCGAACAGGAGGAUCGUGCAGGUGAGGCGCAGAUGGCUCUCCAGACAACAAAGGUCCUUGUCGAACGCGAGGAGUUUCGAAAGGCUUUGAGCGCAGCUCAGGGUGCUGUUGCGCUCUUCAGAGAAGCCGGUGAUGCGGUCGGGGAGCUUUCAGCCCUACAAGCAGCUGUGGACGCCCAUGCAGCGCGAGGCGACCAUGCCAUGGUCCUUGAGUCCUCCAAAGAGGUGUUGGAGAAGUGUCGCUUGUUGCAAGAUCCUGCGUCGGAGGCAACGCUGCUGCAGAGGGUUUGUGAGGUCUACUUGGAACAAGGCGGCAAGGAAAAUGCCGAGGUCGUGGCACGCACUGCAAAGCAGGCGCACUCUCUCGCAAGAGCCGCUGGAGAUUUGAACGGCGAAACAGCGGCACUGGCCGCAUUGGCUCGCUCUCAUCUUGCUGCCUCACGACCGCAAGAGGCAGUCGAAGUGGCCAAAGAAGCUGUUCGCUGCGCAAGCGAAUCUGGGGAUCGCCGGAGCCAAAUUACGGCCUUGCAGGCGUUUGGAAGAAUCUCGCUCAAGCUUGGUCACAGCUUCGAUGCCCUGGAGGCUUCCAAGGAAGCAAUAGAGUAUUGCCGCUUUGAGGGCCUAGCCAAUCAAGAAGCAGCGUGUCUGGCAACUUUGGUCGCCGCCCGCCUGGCGAACGCCGAGCCGAGCGAAGCACUGAGAGCUGCCAAAGAGGCGCACGAUCGUGCCAGGAGGCUUGGCAAUCCUCGUGCAGAAGCUGCAUCUCUUGAAGCAGUUGCCAGUGUUUGCUUGCACAUCAAAGCACCAGCAGAGGCCAUUCAGGCCCUCGACGGUGCCCAGCUUCACUACAAGAAGCUCAAGGACAAAAAAAGGGAGGGAGCAGUGGUCGGCUUGGCUGUGAAGGCGCAGCUGCUUGCGGGAGAUGCAGCUGCAGCACUUCGUGCGGCGAAGGAGGCACGAGCUUUGGCCAGGGAGCUACGCGAUCGCAAAGCUGAGGCUGAGGCGCUCGAUGCAGCUUCUCAGGUUCACUUGGCGAAGCGCGACUACAACGAAGCUCUGGAUUGCGCCAAGAGCAUGGCCAGCUUGUACGAUGAGCUCCAGGAAGACAAGCUUGCAGCGAAGGCCAAGCAGUUGCUCACGUCCGUGUACUUGGCGAAAGGAGAUGCAAGAGCUGCCAUUGACAUCGGUGAAGAUGCCGUCGCCACCUUUCAGAAGCUGGAGGAGCCUGCAUCUGAGGCGGUCGCGCAGCAUCUGUGUGCGCAAGCAUAUUUGCAGCGUCACCACGAUGACGAGAGAAGUCGCCAGCAGAACGGAUUGGGCCGUACGAGCUACCUGUCGCAGGAUCCAGCAGAAGCAGUGCGGUCUGCGCAGCGUGCAAGAGCGCUUUUCAAGCAGCUUGGGAAUCUCACCGGAGAGCUGGAAGUCAUGGACACUCUGGCCAGGGCACACAUUCGCAAAGGAGAAGCCAAAGAAGGGCUUCGCGUGGCGGAGGACUUCCUGGCCGCAGCCAAGAAGGCCAGAGACAAACCGGGGGAGGCCAAUGCUCUGCUGGUCUCUUCAAGUGCUCUUGCAAGCGACGGUCGCCUGAGUGAAGCGCUUCGCUCAGCAGAGGCGGCUCGAUCUCUGUAUCGAGACCUGGGCCAUGCAGAGGGGCUCCAAGACUCCGAGCGUUUCCUCGGGGUUGUGCGAGAUGCCUUGAAGGAGAUCGGUCAUCGUGCCGGCAGCCAUGGCAACGGCUACGGGGGCAACAGCAAUGUCGGUGCUCCACAACGAGGACCUUCCAAGUUUGGAUUCCGCGCGGCCGAGGAGUUGCCAAAGGAUGAGAAGUCUGGAAGUCUCAUCACCGGAGAGCGCCGUGGGGUUGCCCAAGUCGUCAAUCCUACGCCGCUUUACAACCGUAAGGCAUUCCCAUGGACUCCGCAGCAAGCAGACAAGGUGUCCACACCAGCGACAGCCAAACCAAUGACUGGGAUCUAG